UGGCGGAAGGACACACUGCGCACAGCUCAGCCCGCCGGUCACCAUAGCAACAGCAGAGACGGUUGGCCCCUCCCCCAUUACAUCACCGGAGAGGUUCCAGCCCCGCCCAGGCCUGCCUCGUGCGGUGACGUCAGGCCGGGACUACCCUGCGGCGGAGGGAUAUCCGGACUCGGCGUGAGGGAACCGAACUCGGUGUUCCCUCUUCAAAUUAGAACGAGGAUCCGGUGGUGGAGAAACUGAGAGGAUAGAGGCCCGGGGGAGGAGCGGCGGGCUGAAAUAGUCCGGUUUUUACCGGAGAGGUGUGACGUCAUAUCCGGAAGUAACAGCGGCUUUGUGGACGACCAAUCAGAAGAAUUUGCCGUUUAAAUGUCCCCAACACUGCCUGACAACGGGGCCCCUGAGAGCUGAGUGUGCCUGGGGACACCGAGGAGCCACCUACCCCUGUAACCAAGGCAACGAGCCACCUACCCCUGGGACUGGGGCAACUGGACCCUCCUACCCCUGUGACUGGGGCAACUGGACCCUCCUACCCCUGUGACUGGAGCAACUGGACCCUCCUACCCCUGUAACCAAGGAAACGAGUCACCUACCCCUGGGACUGGGGCAACUGGACCCUCCUACCCCUGUGACUGGAGCAACUGGACCCUCCUACCCCUGUAACCAAGGAAACGAGUCACCUACCCCUGGGACUGGGGCAACUGGACCCUCCUAGCCCUGUGACUGGGGCAACGAGCCACCUACACCUGUGACUGGGGCAACUGGAGUCUCCUACCCCUGUAACCAAGGCAACGAGUCACCUACCCCUGCGACUGGGGAACUGGACCUCCCUACCCCUGUAACCAAGGCAACGAGCCACCUACCCCUGGGACUGGAGCCACCUACCACUGUGACUAGGGCAACUGGACCUUCCUACCCCUGUAACCAAGGAAACGAGUCACCUACCCCUGGGACCACCUACCUACCCCUGGGACUGGGGCAACUGGACCCUCCUACCCCUGUAACCAAGGCAACGAGCCACCUACCCCUGGGACCACCUACCUACCCCUGGGACUGGGGCAACUGGACCCUCCUACCCCAGUAACCAAGGCAACGAGCCACCUACCCCUGUGACUGGGGCAACUGGACCCUCCUACCCCUGUAACCAAGGCAACGAGCCACCUACCCCUGUGACUGGGGCAACUGGAGCCACCUACCCCUGUAACCAAGGAAACAAGCCACCUACCCUUGUGACUGGGGCAACUUGACCCUCCUACCCCUGUGACUGGGGCAACUUGACCCUCCUACCCCUGUGACUGGGGCAACCGGGAUCUCCUACCCCUGUGACUGGGGCAACUGGAGCCACCUACCACUGUGACUGAGACCUCCCUACCACUGUAACCAAGGCAACAAGCCACCUACCCUUGUUACUGGGGCAAUUGGCACCCUAAAUACCACUAACUACUGGAGUAUUAUUCACUAUGGGCACACAGGAGAUGGACUGGAUCGCCGUCGCCAACAACCUUCUCAGCCGAUGUCACAUCAACCGGCAAGUCAGAGAUCUGGCGCAGUGCGACGCGGGCGUCUUCGUGGCGCUGUACGAGGCCAUAUUGGGGGAGAAGGUUCCGGAUUUCAUCGCCAAACCCGCCAGUCAGGAGGACGACGCCCACAACAUGCAGUCUGUGAUCGACUCGCUGGCCCUGGACUAUCUGCAAGUCAGCCUGUCCCAUAUAACAGGGGAGAAUAUUGUGCGAGGAGACCCGGAAUCCAUCCGCAACCUCCUGGAGAUAUUUGACGGAUUGUUGGAGUAUCUGGCGGAGCAAAUCAGCGAAGUUUCCUCGCAGAACGGAGAUGACGGGGAUUCCAGGGAUCAGUAUGACAGACGGAAGGAUGAGUUGCCUCCGCUGAGGCCGCCUCCAUCUCCGGGAUCCUCGGAGCCCAUCGCUCCCUCCUGGGAAGUGGACGGCUCGGAAUCCACCGGAGAGCUCAUCCGGCUGGGGGACACGGCGCACACCUUCAUUCAGAGAGGGUUUACUGUAGAAGGAUUGAGACCGAGAGCGGACCGCACUGUCACCUCUGGUACCAAAGCCCCGGUGUUGGCGCCGGCCGCAAUCACCCCUCCCCCUCGUGUUCCUGCCCCCCCAGAGGCAGAGCGCAGCGCGCACAGAGGUCUUUCUAUGAAUGGAUUCUCACUACAUGACCAGAGUCAGGAGGUGACGCCAUCCGCCAUCCCUCUGAGACCCCCCUAUCAGCCCAAGGACAGCCGGCCUGUGCCCAUCAGGCAAGACAUCCCGGGGUCAGAAAGCAGCGAUAGAGCAGCAGAGAGACCACUGAGGAGAGGGGAAUCAACCGCUACAGCGAGAGGGGCCCCCAGGAAGAGUAAAACUUCAACGGAAGGAUUUCCUUCUAUGAACGGAUUCUCUCUACAUGACCAGAGUCAGGAGGACUCCGCCAUUCUUCUGAGACCCCCCUAUCAACCCAAGGACAGACGGCCCGUGACCAGCAGCCGAGACAUCCCGGGGUCAGAGAGCAGCGAUAGAGCUUCAGGGAGCCCCGUGAGGAGCAGAGAACCUACAACUACACCGAGAGGGACUGCUGACAGGACUACGGCCUUACAUGAAGAUCUUCCAAGCGAGAAAAGUCUGGAGUCCAGCCCUCCAUCAUCUCCGGAUAGGAGGAGUCCAAAACACGCCGGCCGUGUCUCCUCCAAUGAGGUCCCCACACAAUUGGCGCAAAAGAAAGUUGCGUUUCGGACUCAGCCUGACAUCCGCUUCAUGACCCUUCAGAGGACGCUGGAGGACCAGAGUGAUUGGACGCCACCUAGUGAUGGAGGAGAGAGCGACCGCGACCCCGCGCUGGACUCGGGGUUCUCUCUACUGGACUCCAGGGCAUCGGACCUUUCCUUGGCGGAUGAGCCGCUCUCUGUUCAGAGGGCCCGGAACAAGUCGUCGGAGAUGGAGCUGCAGGAGAUGUCUGAGAAACUGUCCCGGCGCCUGGACGAGCUGGAUCAGAUGCUGAAGAAGGCGUUGGGGGAGCGAGACCAGAGCAGCGAACUUAAAGAUGAGGACAAACUGUCCCAGCACAGCGACAGCAUCAUGGAAUUCCGCAGGAAGAAGAGGCUGCAGGCCGCACAAAACCAUAAAAAGCCGUCGACCAGACACCGCUCCCUCUCCUCGUCCCCUGUACCGCUACCGACGCCGCGCCCGCUCCCGUGUGCGCAGUUCGAGGACGCUCUGCACAAGGAGGCCAGAGGGGAGAUGGGGAAGAUCCGGAGGGAGGUGCAGAAGGAACUGGACCUGCAAAGGCUGAAAGCUCAGAUGCUGAACGCGGCUUACAAGGAGGAACUGAAAGAUUUUGAGAAGACGGAGAAAGUCAAACUGUCGAAGCUGCAAGAAAAAAUAAAUCAGAAGGAUCAGGAGUACAAAGAAAAUAUCUAUAAAGAGCCGGAGAAAAGAUCGCACCCGGAGAAGGUGUAUGCGGGGAAGCAGACGAGGCCGCGCCAUUGGACCCCCAGCUGUCACAAGGCCGCAGGACGCAUGAAGAUUAAAGAGAACGAUCUCCUUCCUCUCUUACUGGAGGAAUUCCCACAUCUGCAGAUCUCACCCCACACCUUCAAUGCCAUGUGGAAGGGGCAACUCGCCCAGGUGGAUCAACUCGCCAGGUCUGCCCAGGAAGACGAGCGGAGCGAGCGCAAGCUGCAGCGAGAGGUGGAAGAGGCGCACAAGAGACACGGCCUUCUCACCGAGAUUAUCCGGAGGGAACAAGGACAUAACCAGCGUCUGAAAGACUUCAAGGAGAGAAUCCGCCUGCAGAAAACGUCUCAGAAUAAGAUGAAGGAGAACCGGCAGCAGGUGACCCGCGCCAAGAAAUACUACGAAGACUAUCACGUGCAGCUCGGGGCCAAACUGAUGCGGGCCAGAACCCGGGAGGAGAAGAUCAUGAAGAAUCUGUUUGAGGAAGGCCUGGAGAUCCAGAAACAGCGACUGCGAGAACUGCGCUCAUACACCAAGGAGCAACGCGAGGAGCAGGGGAAGAGGCACAAAGACGAGCUGGAGUCCAUGGAGAACUAUUAUAAGGAUCAGUUCUCCAUGCUGGCCGAAGCCGUGACCCAGGAAAAGCAAGAAAUGCAGACACAAGAGAAGGCUCAGUCCAAGAAUUUACAGAAGAUGAAGAAAGAACUGCGGCAGAAGAUGGAGAAGGAGAUCCAGGAGCUGCAGGAGAUGAUCUUACGGGCCGAUGAAGACGUUUUCUUCCGAGAGCUGGAGGCAGAGCGGCUGAAGAGGAGGCUGCAGAUGGCUUCCUUCCAAUAUGGCAAAAGCCACUGCCUGUAAUGAGGCCAAACCACCACUAGAGGGCGACAAACUAAUACUGACACCCAAUCCAACAGGGAUCGCCCUGGAAACCGGAACGCCGGUGCAAAGUGGGGGGAUCAGAUAUACUGUCAGAUCUUUAUUGCUGUGAACCCCUUUUCUAGUGUCACUAAGACAGGAAGUGGGGGGUUGUGACAACGACAACCUGGACGGAGGUUCUGUACCUCCCAGAGUUUGGACUGAAGUUGUGUUUUAACCCCAAAAUGCAGGAGGUUAAAUUGCUGCUGUGCCACAACAUUCAGAUUACUGUGUGAACUUUAUACAACGGGGCCCUUGGGGGGCCACAAUGUCGAUAAACCCCCCCCCCCGGGUUGCAGAGUGCCUUAAUUCUUCCUCCCCUUUAAACCCCCAGAAUGAUGUUUCUUUUAUAUAUACAAUGAAUUGAUGAAUUUUACAUUCCGAUUUUAUAUUUAUUAGAACUUUAACUUAUUGGUAUUUUUUUUUUCAAUCAAAACAAUAAAAA
Messenger RNA from Rana temporaria (common frog), 4809 nucleotides. RefSeq names its product centrosomal protein 95 (gene CEP95). The transcript is spliced from 22 exons. Lineage: Eukaryota; Metazoa; Chordata; Amphibia; Anura; Ranidae. The record is from RefSeq and is a predicted model, not a curated record. Bases 1458 to 4307 code for a protein of 949 amino acids. Gene Ontology annotation, cellular component: centrosome; spindle pole.